AUGUUCCCUUCUGUUCAUUGGUUGAUACAGCCUGCUUUUAUCACCUAUAAUUCACCUAUCGCAACACCCAGAAACAACUCAAAUGGAAGUUUAUCUACCAAGAUUCUGACAUUCCUGAUGUGCAGGCAUCUAUUGCUGAAAACAAGGGAGUCUGAAUCCUGGCAUAGUGCACUAUCAGAAACAACUCCCAUGGAUCGCCUGGCAAAAUUCAUCCAGUUGAUAUGGUGGCCUAGUGCCUCUGGCUGCUUUCAAGCAAAGAUUGUGAGUGGAGGCGAACAUCCAAAAGCAGAUGAGUGGCGUAAUUUUAUGCAUGUAUACCCAGCAGUGCUCGCAGUCACAUGGAACAUGUGGUCUUGCCCACCCGAUGUAGAGGCCCCAGAUCCCAAGAACGGUUUGAAGGUUCAGCAGGCAGUCAUCAAAUAA
Suillus clintonianus is the source of this 423-nucleotide messenger RNA. RefSeq lists its product as uncharacterized. Bases 1 to 423 code for a protein of 140 amino acids. Lineage: Eukaryota; Fungi; Basidiomycota; Agaricomycetes; Boletales; Suillaceae. The record is from RefSeq and is a predicted model, not a curated record. The transcript is spliced from 5 exons.